Messenger RNA from Exserohilum turcica Et28A, 1122 nucleotides. RefSeq lists its product as uncharacterized. The coding region runs from base 1 to 1122 and encodes 373 amino acids. The transcript is spliced from 4 exons. NCBI's taxonomy places the organism in Eukaryota, Fungi, Ascomycota, Dothideomycetes, Pleosporales, Pleosporaceae. The record is from RefSeq and is a predicted model, not a curated record.
AUGCCAGGCCAAGUAUAUUACUCUUACGCGAAAGACAUCCUCAGGUGUAAACUUGGAGAGUGUAAUAUCCCCGUUGCGCAGGCCUUAACCCUGGCCGCACUAUAUACGAAUCAAAACGGAAUGCUUCAAGAUAGCUUGGCGCACCUUUGCAUCGCUCGCGACAUAUACAGAGACGUUGUCAGGAAGCUAACAGAACGAAGCAGUACCUCUAUCUCUGAAGAAACAAAAAGGAGUUUCUGGAUUUAUCAGGAUCUGGCAUGCGGUAUCAAUAAUUGCUGCAGUUUAAUCUCCUCUAAUCCUUUUCCCGAUCACUGGAACACAUUACUUCCAGAGGGAAGUGAGGGACAGUUUUCUGAAAGUGUUUACUGGACGAGAGUAUCCCUCCGAAUUCUACUUAAUGCUCUGCGUGAUUUCGCGCGUCCACAUUUCCCAACAACGAGGGAAAUAGAUGAAAAGGACCUGUGUGCGCUUGAGGAACUCGCAAACAGGCAGAUUGCGAUGCUGGAAGUAUGGAGAAAGAAUCUGACCUCACAAUUGACCUGGAAUGGUACAGAACCCCCAUCAACUGACCCUCUCUUAGCUUCGCUACGAGCAGAAUUCUCUGAGGGUAUGGCUGAGUUAUUGAGGCCAUACCUGGACAUUAUGCGAUAUGCACUGCACUCCACUGUCCACUCCACCGAAAAUGAGUUGUCGGAAGGCCAGCAAGGCAUUCUCAGAGUCCUUCUUUAUUGGGAGAAAUACGCUCUCUCAAGUUUUGUUUCCUUUGACCGUGUCGGUGCAGCUUCUGACAGCACAUACGAGAUAUACCAAAGCACAAGUGAUAGCUCAGUAAUGCUGAGCAAUCCUAUAAGCAAAAUGCACACGCAAGUUACUCCGCAAUUCAAAACAGUCUUAAUUUUUCGAGCUAUUCGUUCCUCUGCAAUUUAUCCAUUGAUUGCUAAGCGAACAGAACUUACAGAUGAGGUUAUGGAAACCCUUCGUCGCCGCACUAUCAAAAGAUUAUCCGAGUUUCAGCCCGGUCAUCGAACCUUAACUCAGGAUCUUCGGGCUUUGAAUAAGCUCUGGUUACUGGAAAACCAGGUCUCAUCAGUGGAGCUAAUUGGAGUGUGUAACCUGGCAUAA